This is a messenger RNA of Aspergillus neoniger CBS 115656, 1168 nucleotides long. Its product is annotated as phytanoyl-CoA dioxygenase family protein. The record is from RefSeq and is a predicted model, not a curated record. The transcript is spliced from 2 exons. Lineage: Eukaryota; Fungi; Ascomycota; Eurotiomycetes; Eurotiales; Aspergillaceae. The coding region runs from base 1 to 987 and encodes 328 amino acids.
AUGACCCGCCUCCCCCUUCCCACCCCACCCCCGAUCCCAGCAACCUACACCCCCAAAUCCUCCCUGCGCACGAUCCCCUCCACCACCCCAAUCGAAUACAUCCUAGCCAUCCUCUCCCGCGACGGCGGCGUGAUCAUCUCCGACUUCAUCCCAAAAGAAGACCUCACUGCCAUCGACACCGAACUCACCCCAUGGACCAGCACCAGCACCAAGAAACCCACCUCCACCUCCACCUCCACCUCCACCUCCACAACCAACGGCGCCUUCACCACCAUCCCCUCCCAAACGACCCUCAUCCCGGGCCUGGUAGGCAAAUCCCCCACCAUAGCCCGAAUCACCGCGGAGCACCCCACUCUGGAAGCCCUACGCACGCGCAUCCUCGUCGACGAAUGGUGCAUCAACCGCGAAGACAGCGUGGAGCCGAACCGUCUCGACCCGUUACUCAGCCUCAGCGUGGCAAUGAACAUCGGGUACGGGGCGCCUCGUCAGCUCCUCCACCGGGACGAUAAUGUGCAUCAUGUGCGACAUGAGUAUCGCGAGUGGGAGUGGGGUUGGGACCAGGUGAGUCAGUUUGGGUGUCUGAUUGCGGGCUGUGAUGUUAGUCGGGAGAUGGGGGCCACGAUGUUUGUGAAGGGGAGUCAUCGGUGGGGGGAUGAGAGGUGGGCGGAGGUUGGUGAUGGGGAGGUGUGUUUUGCUGAGAUGAAAGCCGGCUCAGCGCUGAUAUUCCUUGCCUCGGCGUACCAUGGAGGAGGACAUAACUCGCUCCCCGGGACGGUGAGGAAUAUGUAUGGGUUGUUCUUUUGUAGGGGACAUUUGCGGACGGAGGAGAAUCAGUUCCUGGCUAUUCCGCGGAGUGUGGUCACUAAGAUGAGUCAGAAGAUGUUGGAGUUGUUGGGGUAUAAGAAGCCGACGACGGCGUUGGGGAUCGUGGAUAAUAUUAGUCCGGAUGAGGAUGUUGAGGGGGUUUGGGAGAGGGUGGUGCGGUGAAUUUUCUUCUUAGAAGGGUUGAUCAAUUAAUUUAUAUAUUGUGGUUUGAGGUUGUUGUGUGUGGAGGUAUGAUUACUGGAAAUUGAGAUGGCCAGUGUUAUCAAUAGGUUAGGGGGGUGUUAGGAGUAAUAUGGUUGUAGUGGAAGUAGGAGAUGUAGUAGGUAGAGGUGAUAGUUGCCGC